CAAAGGCGAUGCCUCUAUAAAUAGCGCGAGUUCGAGACCCGUCGACGUCAUCGGAGAAGAAGAAGGUGGCUUUUCCAGUGCUCAUUUACUCCUCUUUUCAUUACACGCUCUCCUUCUCCUUCUGACAACACAACGCCGGAAAUAAAGGGGGAAAAGGACAGAGAUAGAUGUUUAGGAUGCAUAACGACAUCCCGAACAUGAACUACGAGUACCCAAUCCUGGUCCUCCCCUGCUACCUCCAGCUCUCGGAGGCCGCCCGACUCGCCUACGGCGUCACCAAGGCCGAACUCGACGACUUCCUCAUGUACGAGUUCAAGGUGAAGCGGUGCGCCAAGGCGUACCCGCACCAGUGGAUGACGUGCCCGUACGCGCACCGCGGCGAGAAGGCUCGGCGCCGGGACCCCCGCAGGUUCCCCAACCAUGGCAUCCCUUGCCCUGAGUUCCGGCAGACAGGGGCUUGCCGGAGGGGCCAGAAAUGCGAGUUCGCCCACGGGGUCUUCGAGUUCUGGCUGCACCCGACGCGAUACCGGACCCGGAUGUGCAUCUCGGGGCCGGCGUGCAGGCGCAAGAUCUGCUUCUUCGCGCACACGGUUGACGAGCUCCGGCCUGAGGGCCUUGGCGGCGGCGUCCCCGCAGGGGUGGGAAAGCUUGCGGAAGGGACUUCAGCAGGGGGAACGGAGGAAAGUGGGGAGGAGUUUGCGGAACCCGAUCUGAGUUUGUCUCCUAUCACCAGCUUGGCUUGCUUUCCGUUCUUUGGUUCUCCAUUCUUGACUCUCAGAGAUCUUAAUUUCUAUGAUAGUCUGUCAACUGAUCCUUGGUGCAAUGUGCGGGACCAGUUAUCGCCUGUUCUCACUGCCCCUUCGCGGUUCCGCCUCUCCAAAGGGAUUGCAGCACCGAGUAUUCCAAGGGCCCCAUUAUGGAGCGCGUGA
Musa acuminata AAA Group (dessert banana) is the source of this 929-nucleotide messenger RNA. Its product is annotated as zinc finger CCCH domain-containing protein 35-like. The transcript has 3 exons. The coding region runs from base 168 to 929 and encodes 253 amino acids. The record is from RefSeq and is a predicted model, not a curated record. Lineage: Eukaryota; Viridiplantae; Streptophyta; Magnoliopsida; Zingiberales; Musaceae. Gene Ontology annotation, molecular function: metal ion binding.